AUGGGGAUCACGUGUAUGGUAAAUUCCACAGCCUACGCUCCCGAAGAACUCAAAAACUUCUACAAAAACGAGUCCAUCGACCACUCCCACGACGUGUGCAAACCCAUCGUUGACGAGAGUGUGGCCAAGGAGGACGGCUAUGUGGGAUAUUUGAUGUGGUCUCCCUCAAUGCAGUCAGCCUUAUUUGGUGCUAUUUUCUACGGUGGACUCGUAACGAUGGCUUUCUCCGGGUAUCUGGCCGAUCGGUACGGGCCGAAAAUGUUGCUUGUUGCUGCCGUAAUCGAUUGCGUCGUGUUUACGAUGAUUGGCCCGACGCUGGCAGAGCGUUCAUACCCGGCCUUUUUUGCUUCUAGAGCCAUGAUGGGUAUUGGAAUUGGAUGCGUCCAACCAUGCAUUAAUAGUAUGGCCUCAAAAUGGUUCCCAUCAUACGAAAAAUCUACUGCCGGAGCGUUGUACACUACGGGUAAUCAGCUAGCGUCCAGUUUCACGUCAUUUUUCGUCGCCGAACUCUGCGCCUCCUCCCUCGGAUGGCCCUCAUUUUUCUACUUUUUCGGUGGUGUCGGACUACUGUGGUCCGUUUUCUGGAUCAUCUUCGUCACAAACUCCCCGCAAGACAAUCGCUGGACCGGGGAGCAGGAGAAAGAGUUUCUGGAGCGCGAGGUGUUGUCCAGGAAGCAGAAGGAUAUGUUGGUCCGCCAAGGCCUCCCCAUCCGCCACCUCCUCUUCAACCGCACCAUGCAGGCCAUCUACUUUUGCCAGUUCGCCUUCAGCCUGUGCGCCGUCAUCAUGCAGUCAUUUUUGCCGACAUACUUCAAGGACCACCUAUUUUUACCGAUCCACUUGAACGGCCUCUACAACAUUGCCCCCUUCUUCACUCAAAUCGUCUCUAAAAAAUAUUGCUGCUAUCCUGGUUGCGGGUCUAUCGGGGUAUCUGUCAUACUCUUCCUCCUCGCCUGGUUACCGUCUUGUGAAAACCCGGCAGUGGCUCUAUAUCUUCUAUCGGCAUAUGGAAUGUUUUUUGCUGGUGCCAUCCCUGGAUUUUUUACUUCGUUAAUGACAGUAGCUCCUCAAUAUUCUGGGACCAUUUCUUCGAUAUCUACCGGUUACGCUACGGUGGCUAGCCUUGCUGGACCAAACAUUAUUGCGCUGAUCGAUUAUUUGGACCUCCCUAACAAAUGGCUGAUCGUCUUCGGUCUCUGCGCUACCAUUCAAUUUUGCGCCGGUUGUUUCUUCAUCUGCUUUGGUCAAGCGAAAAUCCAGCCCUGGGCCCAGCCGAAAGACUCGAUUGACCUGACGACAGCGGAGAAA
Mesorhabditis spiculigera is the source of this 1308-nucleotide messenger RNA. NCBI's taxonomy places the organism in Eukaryota, Metazoa, Nematoda, Chromadorea, Rhabditida, Rhabditidae. The record is from the annotation of a GenBank genome assembly.